AUGACAUUCUUUGACUCGGGGUUCUUGGCAUUGGGCAAUCUCUUAUUUAUUAUUGGACUUAUCCUUAUUAUUGGGCCACAAAGAACAGUUGCCUUUUUCACCAGACCCACAAAGAUUAGAGGCACGGUGGCGUUUGCUGUGGGGAUCAUUUUAAUCUUGAUGAAGAGAUCAUUUAUUGGAUUCAUAGUAGAGGCAUUUGGUAUACUCGGAUUGUUUGGUGAUUUCUUUGGAACAAUUGUACAAUUCUUAAGGUCUAUCCCUUAUAUCGGAGAUGUAUUGAGCCAUCCCUUUAUUGCCCCAACAAUUGACCGAUUAGCUGGUAUUAAUAACACAUUGCCUGUAUAA
Lodderomyces elongisporus is the source of this 345-nucleotide messenger RNA. RefSeq lists its product as uncharacterized. The coding region runs from base 1 to 345 and encodes 114 amino acids. The record is from RefSeq and is a predicted model, not a curated record. Gene Ontology annotation, cellular component: Golgi cis cisterna; COPII-coated ER to Golgi transport vesicle; Golgi membrane. NCBI's taxonomy places the organism in Eukaryota, Fungi, Ascomycota, Pichiomycetes, Serinales, Debaryomycetaceae. Gene Ontology annotation, biological process: endoplasmic reticulum to Golgi vesicle-mediated transport; retrograde transport, endosome to Golgi. The transcript has a single exon.